AUGCUACCGAGUUAUGAAGUCGUCCCUGCAGUUAGUUUGCUUCUCAUAUACCAACAAGCUGAAGUGACAUACAGAUUGAGAAAUGCCAAGGAAGCAGCAUCCAGACCAGCUGCAUUGGAAAGCCACGAGGAUCUGGCCAAGAAGCUCCAGGAGGAAAUAAAUAGAAACCGCAAGUCAUCAUCAUCGGAUGGAUCUGGUAGGCCUAUGAAGGAAGUUGCCUGUCCUACUUGUACAGUCCAUUUGCAGGUACAAGUUCUCAGUUCAGGUUCUGAGACCAUUGAAUGUGGGGUUAUCCAGCAUCCGUUUUUAGUAAGCGAACGUUGA
This is a messenger RNA of Daucus carota subsp. sativus, 324 nucleotides long. RefSeq names its product protein FREE1-like. Bases 1 to 324 code for a protein of 107 amino acids. Gene Ontology annotation, molecular function: ubiquitin binding. The transcript is spliced from 6 exons. Gene Ontology annotation, biological process: multivesicular body assembly; intralumenal vesicle formation. NCBI's taxonomy places the organism in Eukaryota, Viridiplantae, Streptophyta, Magnoliopsida, Apiales, Apiaceae. Gene Ontology annotation, cellular component: late endosome membrane; ESCRT I complex. The record is from RefSeq and is a predicted model, not a curated record.